AUGUCCUCCGAAACUUUUGAAUUUCAAGCUGAGAUCACUCAAUUAAUGAGUUUGAUCAUUAAUACUGUCUACUCCAACAAAGAAAUUUUCUUAAGAGAAUUAGUUUCUAACGCUUCUGAUGCUUUAGACAAAAUCAGAUACCAAUCUUUAUCUGAUCCAAAGGUCUUAGAAACCGAACCAGAAUUAUUCAUUAGACUAACUCCAAAACCAGAAGAAAAAGUUCUUGAAAUCAGAGAUUCCGGUAUUGGUAUGACCAAAGCUGAAUUAAUCAAUAACUUAGGUACCAUUGCUAAGUCUGGUACCAAAGCUUUCAUGGAAGCCUUAUCUGCUGGUGCCGAUGUUUCUAUGAUUGGUCAAUUCGGUGUUGGUUUCUACUCUUUAUUCUUAGUCGCUGACAAGGUUCAAGUUAUCUCUAAGCACAAUGACGACGAACAAUACAUCUGGGAAUCUAAUGCUGGUGGUUCUUUCACUGUCACUUUAGAUGAAACCAACGAAAAGAUCGGUAGAGGUACCGUUUUAAGAUUAUUCUUAAAGGAUGAUCAAUUAGAAUACUUGGAGGAAAAGAAAAUUAAGGAAGUCAUUAAAAGACACUCUGAGUUCGUUGCUUACCCAAUCCAAUUACUAGUCACCAAGGAAGUCGAAAAGGAAGUUCCAGCUACUGAAGAAGGUGAAGAAAAGAAGGAAGACGAAGAGGAUGACAAGAAGCCAAAAUUAGAAGAAGUCGAUGAAGAAGGUGAAGAAAAGAAACCAGAAACUAAGAAGAUCAAAGAAGAAGUUAAAGAAUUAGAAGAAUUAAACAAGACUAAACCAUUAUGGACUAGAAACCCAUCCGAAAUCUCCCAAGACGAAUACAAUGCAUUCUACAAAUCCAUUUCUAACGACUGGGAAGAUCCAUUAUACGUUAAACAUUUCUCUGUUGAAGGUCAAUUGGAAUUCAGAGCUAUCUUAUUCAUUCCAAAGAGAGCUCCAUUUGACUUAUUCGAAUCUAAGAAGAAGAAAAACAAUAUUAAAUUAUACGUUCGUCGUGUCUUCAUCACUGAUGAAGCUGAAGAUUUAAUUCCAGAAUGGUUAAGUUUCGUCAGAGGUGUCGUCGACUCUGAAGAUUUACCAUUAAACUUAUCAAGAGAAAUGUUACAACAAAACAAAAUCAUGAAGGUCAUCAAGAAGAACAUCGUCAAGAAGUUAAUUGAAUCCUUCAAUGAAAUCGCGGAAGACUCUGAACAAUUUGAGAAAUUCUACUCUGCCUUCGCCAAGAACAUCAAGUUAGGUAUUCACGAAGAUACUCAAAACAGAGCUGCUUUAGCUAAACUAUUACGUUACAACUCCACUAAGGCCACCGAUGAAGUUACCUCAUUAAGUGACUACGUUACCAGAAUGCCAGAACACCAAAAGAACAUCUACUACAUUACUGGUGAAUCUAUGAAGGCUGUUGAAAAGUCUCCAUUCUUAGAUGCAUUAAAGGCUAAGGACUUCGAAGUCUUAUUUUUGGUCGACCCAAUUGAUGAAUACGCCUUCACUCAAAUGAAGGAAUUUGAUGGUAAGACUUUAGUUGACAUCACCAAGGAUUUCGAAUUAGAAGAAACUGAAGAAGAAAAGGCUGAAAGAGAAAAUGAAAUUAAGGAAUUUGAACCAUUAACUACUGCCUUAAAGGAAAUCUUGGGCGAACAAGUCGAAAAGGUUGUGGUCUCCUACAAAUUAGUUGAUGCUCCAGCCGCUAUCAGAACUGGUCAAUUCGGUUGGUCGGCUAACAUGGAAAGAAUCAUGAAGGCUCAAGCUUUGAGAGAUUCUUCUAUGUCUGCUUACAUGUCCUCUAAGAAGACCUUCGAAAUCUCUCCAAAAUCUCCUAUUAUCAAGGAAUUAAAGAAAAGAGUGGAUGAAGGUGGCGCCCAAGAUAAGACUGUAAAGGAUUUAACUGCCUUAUUAUUCGAAACUGCUUUAUUGACAUCCGGUUUCACUUUAGAAGAACCAACCUCUUUCGCUUCUAGAAUCAACAGAUUAAUCUCUCUAGGUUUAAACAUUGACGAAGAGGAAGAAGAAGCCGCUGCUCCAGAAGCUGCUGCUGAAGCUCCAAUCGAAGAAGUUCCAGCUGACACCGAAAUGGAAGAAGUUGAUUAA
Molecule: messenger RNA, 2115 nt
Organism: Kazachstania africana CBS 2517
Lineage: Eukaryota; Fungi; Ascomycota; Saccharomycetes; Saccharomycetales; Saccharomycetaceae
Gene: HSC82
Product: Hsp90 family chaperone HSC82
Exons: 1
Coding region: 1-2115 (704 amino acids)
Biological process (GO): cellular response to heat; protein stabilization; protein folding
Cellular component (GO): perinuclear region of cytoplasm; cytosol; plasma membrane
Molecular function (GO): ATP binding; ATP hydrolysis activity; ATP-dependent protein folding chaperone
Source: RefSeq, a predicted model, not a curated record